Aspergillus chevalieri is the source of this 249-nucleotide messenger RNA. RefSeq names its product NADH dehydrogenase [ubiquinone] 1 beta subcomplex subunit 3. Gene Ontology annotation, biological process: mitochondrial respiratory chain complex I assembly; electron transport chain. The record is from RefSeq and is a predicted model, not a curated record. NCBI's taxonomy places the organism in Eukaryota, Fungi, Ascomycota, Eurotiomycetes, Eurotiales, Aspergillaceae. The transcript is spliced from 2 exons. Bases 1 to 249 code for a protein of 82 amino acids. Gene Ontology annotation, cellular component: mitochondrion.
AUGGCCAACCCCACCGGCUUCGACAUCAACGAAUUCAAGCGCGCCGCCUCCCCCCGCUCCAUCUACGCGAAAAGAGACCCCUGGGCUCGCAACGAAAUCUGGAGAUACACCGGCCCGUUCAGCCGAUUCAACCGCUUCAAGGGUCUUUUCCCGGGUUUCGGGGUUGCGAGCGUUGCGUUUGCGGGUUACUGCGCUUAUGAGCAUUUCUUUCUGAAGGAUGAGCAUCAUCAUGGGGAGGGUCACCACUAG